This is a messenger RNA of Jaculus jaculus (lesser Egyptian jerboa), 1191 nucleotides long. RefSeq names its product desert hedgehog signaling molecule (gene Dhh). The record is from RefSeq and is a predicted model, not a curated record. NCBI's taxonomy places the organism in Eukaryota, Metazoa, Chordata, Mammalia, Rodentia, Dipodidae. Bases 1 to 1191 code for a protein of 396 amino acids. Gene Ontology annotation, biological process: regulation of gene expression; cell fate specification; intein-mediated protein splicing. Gene Ontology annotation, molecular function: calcium ion binding; patched binding. The transcript is spliced from 3 exons.
AUGGCUCUGCCGGCCAGUCUUUUGCCCUUGUGCUGCUUGGCACUUCUGGCACUGUCUGCCCAGAGCUGCGGGCCGGGCCGGGGACCGGUUGGAAGGCGCCGCUACGUGCGUAAGCAGCUUGUGCCGCUGCUCUACAAGCAGUUUGUGCCCAGCGUGCCCGAGCGGACACUUGGUGCCAGUGGGCCGGCGGAGGGCAGGGUGGUAAGGGGCUCCGAGCGCUUCCGGGACCUGGUGCCCAACUACAAUCCUGACAUCAUCUUCAAGGAUGAGGAAAACAGUGGGGCCGACCGCUUAAUGACGGAGCGUUGCAAAGAGCGGGUGAAUGCGCUGGCCAUUGCCGUGAUGAACAUGUGGCCCGGAGUGCGCCUGCGGGUGACCGAGGGCUGGGACGAGGACGGCCACCACGCUCAGGACUCACUUCACUACGAAGGCCGGGCCUUGGACAUCACCACGUCUGACCGUGACCGCAACAAGUAUGGCUUGCUGGCGCGCCUGGCAGUGGAAGCUGGCUUCGACUGGGUCUACUACGAGUCCCGCAACCACGUCCACGUGUCUGUCAAAGCUGAUAACUCCCUGGCGGUCCGAGCUGGCGGCUGCUUUCCGGGAAAUGCUACGGUACGCCUGCGGAGCGGCGAGCGGAAGGGGCUGAGGGAGCUGCACCGUGGAGACUGGGUGCUGGCUGCGGAUGCCGCAGGCCGGGUGGUACCCACACCCGUGCUGCUCUUUCUGGACCGGGACUUGCAGCGCCGGGCCUCGUUCGUAGCGGUGGAGACCGAGCGGCCUCCGCGCAAACUGUUACUCACGCCCUGGCACCUAGUAUUCGCCGCCCGGGGCCCGGCGCCGGCUCCCGGGGACUUUGCACCGGUGUUCGCGCGGCGGCUACGCGCCGGGGACUCGGUAUUGGCGCCCGGCGGGGACGCGCUCCGGCCAGCGCGCGUGGCCCGCGUGGCGCGAGAGGAGGCGGUGGGCGUGUUCGCCCCGCUCACGGCGCACGGGACGCUGCUGGUCAACGACGUCUUGGCCUCCUGCUAUGCGGUUUUGGAGAGUCACCAGUGGGCCCACCGUGCCUUUGCCCCUCUGCGCCUGCUGCACGCGCUGGGGGCGCUGCUCCCCGGGGGUGCAGUCCAGCCCACCGGCAUGCACUGGUACUCUCGUCUCCUCUACCGCUUGGCAGAAGAGCUGCUGGGCUGA